AUGAAAAAUCCGAAGCAUGGUGAAUGGGGCGGCUAUAGGCCUGCGGCGGUAUUAGAAGGUCUGUUCGGGAGAAACUUGCUGCUGCUAGGAAGUGUUAUCGAUGAUAUAAACGAGAGCAUUACGGCGCUACAGAACACAUUCCAAUGCUUCCUUCCGCUGGAAGAAGAGAAGGAGCGAUCGAAACCCUUGAAAGAUGCCAUGCGGAAACUGAGAAAACGAGUCAAGAUUACGAUCGAGAAGAAGGAUUUCGAAGACAAAAUAGCCUGCCUGGAGAAGUCAAACAGCGAAUUAAUACGACUCCGAAAACAAGUCAAAGAACUCCAAGAGCCAUCGUGUUGUGCAAUUAAGAGGUCAUCUGAUAGGGCACGAAAACUACCAGUAGAAUUUGGAGCGUACGGAAAUAUACGACGCGCAUCAAAAGCUCUCCACGAAGCUCUCACGGCGGCAUGGUCAGACACGCAAAUACCACAUCUUCGGCAUCUUGUUAAGCUGUUUUUAGAUGCUAAGACAGAGAUUGAUGUACAGAUGGAGAUUGCCAUUCUAUGUUAUGACGAUGUUCUGCAACAGCGGCCACUACUUGAAACAACCUUAACGAGAGUACAAGUUAGAUCAAGAACGUUGAAUUCUAUUGCCUGGUCUGAUGCAAGCUUGCAGGUUCCGGCACCACAGAUGGAUGAAGCACGGAGUGGCCAGCGAAAACGCCAGAAGGUGAGAUUUGCUAGCGUCAGCGACAACUCUGAUAUCGUGAGCGAAGCUUCACCAGCAACAUCUGCCGUGUCUAUAGCCACCUCACCAUUAUCAGCCGCUCCACCAGAUGACUUGCAGCUUACUGGACAUUUUUGCUCAGAGCUCUCAAAACGCUGUUCAACCCCAGAUACUUCAUGCGGUAAAGAGGGUCUGGGGCACAUCGACAGCGGCAUGCAGGAAGCGUUUCGCCAUUGCUUCUUCCCCUGCCCAAAGAACUCAAAUUACAAUAAUAUGGGGUUAGACGACGUGAUGCACAUGAAUGAAGCACUUGCACAAUCUGCACACAACAGACUUGAUGUUGUCAGCCAGUUGCGAUUAGCUCAUCGCCUCGUCUCUGCAGUGCUCAAGUUCAAUUCGACUCCAUGGCUUAACGAGUUGUGGAAUAUUGGAGACCUCGCAUUUUUUCGACAAGGAGAUGACCUAACAAGGUCGCUUCAAACACUACACUUUGGUGUAGAGUUGAUUCAUAGCGCGCCUGAGUCGGAAGAUUCUGUAAUGCAAGUUGAAUCGCCAGCCAGCUUAGUACACACUUCGAUUGAAGACGCACAAUAUAAACACGGCGUGCGUAAUGUAACGCUUUUUAGCUUGGGAGCUGCUCUUCUGGCUGUUGGAAGAUGGGAGCGUAUAGAUCACAGCGACAUUGAAGGGAUUCGACGACUUGCUUCACAGCCAAGUUACUUGGGGCCGAUGUAUCAAGAGCUAACGCAGAAAGUUCUUGAUUGCGAUUUUGGACAUGGGAAAGAUUUGAAGAAGCCUAGACUUCAGGAGGCGGUGUACGAGGCGGUUGUUUUAGAGCUGGAGUCGAUGAUUGCAAGUCUUGAUAUAUCUCGAGACUGA
Trichoderma asperellum CBS 433.97 is the source of this 1584-nucleotide messenger RNA. NCBI's taxonomy places the organism in Eukaryota, Fungi, Ascomycota, Sordariomycetes, Hypocreales, Hypocreaceae. The record is from RefSeq and is a predicted model, not a curated record.